Varroa destructor (honeybee mite) is the source of this 4383-nucleotide messenger RNA. It is a transcript of the gene Sf3b2, whose product is annotated as splicing factor 3b subunit 2. Gene Ontology annotation, cellular component: U12-type spliceosomal complex; nucleus. NCBI's taxonomy places the organism in Eukaryota, Metazoa, Arthropoda, Arachnida, Mesostigmata, Varroidae. The record is from RefSeq and is a predicted model, not a curated record.
CUCUCGAUAGCCCCAGCCGCAAGACUCUCCAUACAAACAAUCAUCAUAGUCGUCUGCUUACCGGUGAUGUUUUGUUUUCGGCGGUGCGGUGGUGUUUGUUCCGUGAUGCCCAAAAACGAACUGAUGCACAGUGUUCACUAGCUGAUUUUGUUGUGAUUUACCACGUGUCUCGUCGCUAUAUUGGAUGAGCAGGAAAAGUCUAUCAGUAAAGUUACGAUGAGUGCUGAGGAGCUUGCUGCCGUUGACAAGCUCAAGGUGAUAGAGUUGAAAGCUCGCCUAAGCGACAUUGGGCUGUCGACAGCAGGUCUAAAAGCAGACUUGGCUGGAAGACUUAAACAAUUUCUAAUUGAUCAGGCCUCGCAGACGUCAGCUGGUGGAGAAGACAGUAGCAGUACGAAAGGGUCCGACGGGAACUCCGGAUUCGGCGAAACUUCAUCUCAGGAUAUACCUGAGCAAUAUGCAGUACAAGAAGAAUUUUCAUCAGCUGGGCAGUUUGAGCAACUGGAGGAGCAAGUUCAGUUAAGCGAAAAUUUAUCUGCGGAGCUGCCGCAAGUAGCGUACCCUGUGGAGAACAUGGAGGCUGAGGCGCCUAUACCGCCAGGCGUUGAACCGCAAGUCGAUCAACCAGCUUUGGAGGCUGUAGAAAUACCUGCUCCUGUAUUUGCUGAAGCACCAGACGGUAUAUAUGUGAAACAGCUCGCAACAACUUCUGAGGUGGAUAUUGCACCGCCUUUAGAGGAGCCUUUUAAAGAGUCUUCACCAGAGCAGCCAAAACCAUCUACCCCGGGAGAGCUUGAACCGCCCUCUCUGGGUGAGCCUCAACGGUUUGAUGAAGAAGAGGCCCAGCCACCCUCUCUGGCAUCACCUGGACCACGAAUUCCAUCGGCGGAAAAUGACUCGCACCCGAAUGAGGUGGUACCCGCACAACUUGAAGCCGAGGAGAGUACUGAAGGUGGAGUAGGGAAUGUCGACAAGCGAUGUCCAGAAGAGCAAAUGGAUGUACAGGAUAGUACUGCUGUUGAUGUUGGCGCUGAAGGGGCUACCCAAGUGCUUAAACCUUCUCAAGAUGUCGUAUCGAGGGAAUUACAAGAAAGUAAGGAAAGUAGCGAUAGCCGGGAUUCACCGUCAAACGAAGAUGGAGACAUUAGAGCUGAUGAUCACUACGAAGAACAUCAUGAUUUGCCUAUGAGCCCAGAUCGAGAUGAGAUGGAAAACGAUACUGUGCAAACGCCACCCAGACAUCAACGACAGGAAGAAAACUCAAAUGGCGCCUUCGCAUCCGAUCGUGAAUCUCGCGGAGAAGAGGAAUCACAACAAAGCGCUGGCCAGUCGUAUGGCUCCAUGGAUGAAGUUGUCCGCAAAAAUCUCGAGAUUCUUGAAUCUGUCGAGCGUCAGGCACGCAGAGCUCGUGAACGAAAGACGGUCAAUGUACAAGAAGUAUUACAGCAGAAGGGCAUCCAGUUGCCAGAAAAGAAAGCCAACGAGACUAAGAAUCAGAAGAAAAAGCGCCGAAAGAAAACUCGAAGAAUCAUCAGAACUAUUGAAAAGGAGGCUGUAGGUAGCGAUGGUGAAAGUGCGCGCGACAGUGAGCGCACCGACGUUGAAAUUGACUAUGUGCCGGAUCAGGUUGAGAAAGACCUCUCGUGGUUUCAAUUCUCAAAGGUGUUUGAAAAGUUCAAGUUUGAGGAACCAGUUAUAACUGAAGACGUCAAAGACUCCGUACCAGACGCAAUCACUCAAAAGCUAUCGGAACGCAAAAAGCCAGCGAACUUAACCGACGACGAAGACGAGGAUGAAGAGAAGAAAGACGACGAUACGCCCAAAUUGAGUAAAAAGAAGCUCAAGCAGCUAACGCGAAUGUCGGUUGCUGAGUUAAAGAUUAAAGUGCAUCAUCCCGAGCUGGUAGAAAUGCACGAUGUCACCUCGAAAGAUCCUGUAUUCUUGCUGACGUUGAAGGCAACGCGCAAUUCUGUACCGGUACCUCGCCAUUGGUGUUUUAAAAGAAAAUACCUGCAAGGUAAACGCGGUAUUGAAAAACCACCAUUUGAUCUUCCUGACUUCAUCAAGCGAACAGGUAUUUGCGAAAUGCGGGCUGCGCUACAAGAAAAGGAAGAGGCAAAGACCCUCAAAUCAAAACAGCGCGAAAAAGUUCGUCCUAAAAUGGGCAAAAUUGAUAUUGAUUACCAAAAACUCCACGACGCCUUUUUCAAAUGGCAAGAGAAGCCACGUCUGUCGAUGCACGGAGACCUCUAUUACGAAGGGAAAGAAUUCGAAACGCGCUUAAAGGAGAAAAAGCCGGGAGAAUUGUCUGACGAACUACGAACAGCUCUCGGCAUGCCAACAGGACCAAACGCUCACAAAUGCCCUCCGCCUUGGUUAAUCGCCAUGCAAAGAUAUGGCCCUCCACCCUCAUAUCCUAAUCUCAAGAUACCUGGUUUGAAUGCGGCUAUUCCGGAGGGUUGUUCAUUCGGAUACCAUGCUGGCGGUUGGGGUAAACCGCCUGUGGAUGAAACCGGCAAACCACUGUAUGGAGACGUAUUUGGCGUAACUGGCCAAGACGGUGGUGUCGCACAGGUUGAGCAGGAUAUCGACAAGAUGUAUCUUUUUGGUACACUAGACGAAGAAGCGUCAUCCGAGGAAGAGGAAAGCGAUUCCGAUGAGGACAGCGAUGCGGCAGAAGAGCCUGAUGAAACUGGUCUGGUAACUCCUGCUGAAGGCCUGGCAACUCCAUCUGGAUUGCAAAGUUCACUUAGUCACGCCGGCCUUGAAACGCCCGACGCUAUUGAACUGCGAAAACGCAAAAUUGAAGCGGAAAUGGAAAUGGGUGAUCAGGUACCACAGCUGUACACGGUGCUUGGUGAGCGAAGAAAUGAACGUCUGGGACAUGCAAUGAUGGGCUCCGCUCACACGUACGAGAUACCAGGAACAGCAGGGGCUUUACCGACAGGCAAAAAGGCGCCAGUCGAGUUGGCACUGGAUCCCAGUGAACUGGAGAUGGAUCCUGGAGCCAUGGCAGCGAGAUACGAACAGACCGUCCGCGAACAACAAGGGCAGCUGGCUAAAGAAGACUUUUCUGACAUGGUGGCUGAACAUGCAGCAAAACAGAAAAACAAGCGGAAAGCUCGCGAAGAGGCUGGCGCUGCUGGAGGGAAGAAGAAAUACAAGGAAUUCAAGUUCUAAUCAGUAUAGGAUCGAAAUUCAUGGCGACACUGUACUAAUAGUAGCAAUGACAACGCUAUAUGACGGGCGAAAACGCUUACUGCUGGUGAGCGCUGGGUCUAUUGGCACAGUUUGGCAGUUUCACUUAGAUUUAGCUCGUAGUUUAUAUACCGGACCGACUUUAUUAUUCGCUGUCUGGUAAGUGACAGCGUUUUAUUUUUUGAGUGAAUUAUAUCCGGCGGUUAAGAAAACUGCAAGUCGUAGUAUAUUCUAAAUCUGUAACAACGUAUUAGUGGCUGAAAUUGGAACAUCGUAUUACUUGUGUUAUGUGUAUCUAUCGAAUAAAAGCACACAGACCAUUAAAAAAAAUCAAGAUAUCUAUAUGGACGCAUUGGUUUACUAAGAAACUCAGUAAGUGGAGGUGAAAAGAUAUAGAAGUUAGCACAUCACCAACAGUUUACUCGAUUAUCGACAAUAACAGAAACUCUGUAUAUAUAGUUGUGUAUUCAUGUAUUUGUGCCCGCAUUGGCUCGGGAUGUAAUGCAACAACUGUUGCAUCGUUCUUAGUAUUGAAAUAAAUUAUCAUUAUCAUGAUCACAAAAGUACGUUCCAUAUUCACUUUACUAGUAAUUGGCAUUAGAGCAAUUAGCAAUUGACUGCUAUAGUUGUUUCACUUUUUAAAACUACCUAACAGACAAGGCUGGAGAUAGAUUUGAAGCUUUUGUCUGUUAGUAAUAGUCUGACGAUAGGGUCUCUUAAGCAUUCGCAGAAUGAAGUCCGCCCAUACGCUGGCACAUAAUGAAGAAACUGUUAUAAGGUCCAAUUGGGUAUUUUUCUUGAUAGAACUUCCCUUCGCAUUGGUCAUCUUCGCUUAAUUUGUCUGGGUUUAAAGUUUCUGCACACAUGGAUUAUUCUGAAACAAUUUCACAUUGAUAAUCUAACUCUGAAUGUCACUCAAGUAGAUAUUAGCGUUUUUUCGUCUUGCAGUUGAUGUUCUGUGCUUCUGGUAGACAUUUUUCCAUGGGUGCGUGGCUUUUUCCCUUUUUUAACGACUCUUUUUGGCGUUUCAAAUAAUAGCACCAUGCCGAUGGAAUGGACAGCUACUGGCACUUCCAAAUGUGAAAUUCCAGGAAUUUAUUAUGGUUUCUUAACGCUAUCGUUUGUUGAUAUUACCUGGUUGUAAGCUUCGCACAUUACCUCUUAAAUAAAUAAAACUGUCAGCUC